CGCCAGGCCACCGGCGGAACACAUAAACAGCCCCUCCCCUCCCCGCUCUCCUCUACGGAUGCUGCAGUGAGUUGAACGCGCCUGCGCACAUUCGAUCCUCUUUUUUUCUUGGAAGCAGCCCAGAAGCAUCGCAUCAUGUCAGAUCCCGAUCUUGACUUCACGUCUGGCGAGUCUGGCGCCUCCGCCACCUACCCCAUGCAGUGCUCUGCUCUGCGCAAGAACGGCUAUGUGGUGCUCAAGGGACGUCCCUGCAAGAUUGUGGAGAUGUCCACCUCCAAGACCGGCAAGCACGGACACGCUAAGGUUAACCUGACUGGCAUCGACAUCUUCACCCAGAAGAAGUACGAAGACAUGUGUCCCUCCACCCACAACAUGGAUGUCCCAGCCAUUAAGCGGCUAGACUAUCAGUUGCUCAACAUCACCGAGGGCUUCAUGUGCUUGAUGAACGACAGCGGCGAGCUCAGGGAGGAUCUGCGUGUUCCAGAUAAUGACCUGGGCAAGGAAAUCGAGUUGAAGUUUGAGCAGGGUGAAGAGUUUGUGGUCACCGUGAUGUCCGCCAUGGGGGAGGAGUCUGCUGUGGCUACCAAAGUCCAGGCCAUCAAAUAAGGAGAUGGACUUUGCAGCCCCCUGCAACAAGCACCGCCCACAACCAGUCUCUUGCAUUCUCAUUGGUUCUGUCACCAAAGCGUCGGCCUCCACCGAACAUCAAUCAUUGUUUUCAUUUCAUUAUCUCUCCUUUUUAAUUUCUCCAUUUGCUGUCGGGAAUGUUUCGGUGCAGCUCGCUGCCUGAUCACUCACUUUUUGUUGGUAACAAAAUUGACUUUAUAUAAAACGACUUCAAAAAAUAAUGAUCAGCUGCUCAUUCCUGCUUUAUUUUUGCCUUGAAAGUGUUGCUCACAUUCCUGAAUGUUGACAUAACGGAUUCAGCUUUUGUAUCAUUUUUAAACAUUAGAUUUAAAGCUUCUUAGGGAGGAGCAAAUUAAAUGGGGGUGUUGUCCCAGUAGAUAGUAGCUACCGGUUCUGGAUGCCCCUCUCGCGGCCCUGCUUUCUGGUCUCAGUCAAGCGUCUUCGUCGCUGAGAUGUUGGCGCAGGCGAGCACGUGAGGCCCACCCCAGCGUGACAAACAUCCAACAGAAGUGUUGUUUUUUUAUUUUACUGUCUGCUUAGACAUGUGAUUUAGCCUCAGAACGACAUGAGGGUCCCGUGCGCUCACCUUUAACCCAUGGAGGCAUAUGAGGCCCCGCCCCUCUGCCCGCAGCCAUCCUUCCAGUACUAAACGAGUGCUUUUUUUGUUUCAAUUUUUUAAGGGCGUUGCAAGUGUGGAAAAGCAUUGUGAGCUUCCAAAAAUGUGGGAGGCAGUUUGCAGUGAGCUUUCAGUUUGAGGAACUCAAUCUGGUUGGGGGAGGGUGGCAGGCGCAAACUUUUUGUUCACUCGAGGCCUUUUGUCACCUGACUGGAGAUGGCUGAAAUAAAACGUUAUAACAAAUUGA
Messenger RNA from Nerophis lumbriciformis (worm pipefish), 1490 nucleotides. It is a transcript of the gene eif5a, whose product is annotated as eukaryotic translation initiation factor 5A. Gene Ontology annotation, biological process: positive regulation of translational elongation; positive regulation of translational termination. NCBI's taxonomy places the organism in Eukaryota, Metazoa, Chordata, Actinopteri, Syngnathiformes, Syngnathidae. The record is from RefSeq and is a predicted model, not a curated record. Gene Ontology annotation, molecular function: RNA binding; translation elongation factor activity; ribosome binding.